Molecule: messenger RNA, 1710 nt
Organism: Cajanus cajan (pigeon pea)
Lineage: Eukaryota; Viridiplantae; Streptophyta; Magnoliopsida; Fabales; Fabaceae
Source: RefSeq, a predicted model, not a curated record
ACAGCCCUUAAUUAUAAGGGCAAGUUACCCUUCCUCUAUUAAUUCCCUGCAUCCUAUUCCUACCCUAACACCAUGGCCUAACAAGUAACAAACAACACACCCCAAAGGCAAAUUUCCCUCAAAUAUUUAGUCUUUUGUCUCUGAUGGGAGAUGGGUGCGUGGUAGAAGCCAUGAACAAUUCCAAUAAGAAGAACGCCAAGAAUAAGAAGAAGAAGAACAGGGGUGGCACCAAGAAGAAGAUGACCCACGAGCAGCUUUUAGCCUUCAAGUUCGUCAGUGAGUGGGUUUUCUUGGAUCGCCCUUCUCCCUCUUCUUCUGCUGUUGUCGAUGAUUUUGGGGUGCAGAAGCCUCUGGGGAGAGGAGGGGAAAAGCUCCUCUUUGAAUUGCACUCACACUCCAAAUCCAGUGAUGGCUUCUUCUCCCCUUCCAAGGUUGUCGAGAAAGCUCACACCAACGGCGUGAAAGUUCUUGCUCUGACAGAUCAUGACACUAUGGCAGGCAUUCCCGAAGCUGUAGAAUCAGCUCGUAAAUAUGGCAUCAAGAUAAUUCCAGGUGUUGAAAUUAGUACCAUGUUUUCUCCAAGAGGAGACUCUGAAGUAGAGGAACCAGUUCAUAUUCUAGCAUAUUACAGCAGUAUUGGACCAACGAGGUUUGAGGAGCUGGACAAAUUUCUAUCAAACAUAAGAGAUGGACGUUUUCUUCGUGCACAGAACAUUGUCUUAAAACUGAACAAGCUCAAAUUGCCUCUUAAAUGGGAGCAUGUUUGCAGGAUUGCUGGCAAGGGGGUUGCCCCAGGGAGGCUUCAUGUGGCCCGUGCCAUGGUUGAGGCAGGUUACGUAGAAAAUCUCAGACAGGCCUUUUCUCGGUAUCUUUUCGACGGUGGACCGGCUUACUCCACGGGAAGUGAGCCUGCGGCAGAAGAAGCAAUAAAAAUGAUUUGUCGUACUGGGGGUGUUGCUGUUCUGGCUCAUCCAUGGGCAUUGAAAAAUCCAGUUCCCAUUGUCAGGAGGUUAAAAGAAGCUGGUCUUCAUGGGAUGGAGGUCUACAAAAGUGAUGGAAGGCUCGCAGCAUAUAGUGACUUGGCUGAUGCUUAUGAACUUUUAAAGAUUGGAGGGUCAGACUAUCAUGGGAAAGGAGGGCAGAAUGAAUCUGAACUUGGAAGUGUGAACCUUCCAGUAGUAGUGUUACAUGACUUCCUUAAGGUAGCUCGGCCUAUCUGGUGCAACGCCAUAAGGGAGAUAUUAGGGUGUUAUGCCGAGGAGCCUUCUGAUUCUAACCUAGCAACAAUUACAAGGUUUGGGAGAACCCGGGUUUUUAAGGGUGGUUCACCCUUGAGUUGUGGACAGGACUUGAUUGAUCAUUGUUUACCUCUCUGGUUGACUAGCCAAGAGAUGGAAAAUGCAGAGUUUGAAGCUAUCAAGUUGAAGUUGUCCAAUGUUUCGGCUAGCCAGGCAGGAAUUCAGGUUCUCGUAGAGACUAAAUAAAAAUUGUGUAACUUGUCUAUGCCACCAAUUUAAUCAUUACCAGUAAUGCUGUCCCUCAAUCUUAAUAUUAAAUUCCUUAGUCAAUUUCAAUUGUCUAUUGAUUCUUUUGAAAAUUUUCUAUGAUCAUUGAGCAAACAUUUCUCACAUUAUUGUUUUAUCUUCUGUCCCUGAUGUAUUUUUCUUAAUGCAAAUUUGUCAGAAAAGAUUGUAUUUACAAAAGUUGAAA